Eucalyptus grandis is the source of this 3511-nucleotide messenger RNA. Its product is annotated as retrovirus-related Pol polyprotein from transposon RE1. The record is from RefSeq and is a predicted model, not a curated record. The transcript has 5 exons. Gene Ontology annotation, biological process: DNA integration. NCBI's taxonomy places the organism in Eukaryota, Viridiplantae, Streptophyta, Magnoliopsida, Myrtales, Myrtaceae.
UGUUGCAGAUAAGUGUUGUUUUCAGAGCGCUCGUGGACAAAACAGCAUGGAAUCUCCCGCCUCCCUACUAUAAAGCUCGGCUCGCCCCAUCACUUUCAUUAUCGUCUCAGUGCCGAAAGUGGUCGAGCGUGCGGACGAGCGAGCGAGCUCUCUCGAACUGUCUCUUCUCCGUUCUCUCUUCUCUGCAUCGACCUCGAGCUAGGUGUCGACAGCGGCAAUGGCGGUGUCGGGGGUGAGGAGGAUCAAGCUGGGGUCGCAGGGUCUCGAGGUCUCGGCGCAGGGGCUGGGCUGCCUGGGCAUGUCCCGCAUCUCCGGCACUUCCUUGUCGGAGUCCGACAUGAUCGCACUCAUCCACCAUGCCGUCGACUCCGGCGUCACCUUCCUCGACACCUCCGACAUGUACGGCCCCCACACCAACGAGAUCCUCCUCGGGAAGGCACUGAAGGGAGGAGUGAGACAGAAGGUGGAAUUGGCUACCAAGUUUGGAUAUUGCUUUGCGGGCGGGAAGAUGGACGUCCGGGGCGACCCGGCGUACGUGAGGGCGGCUUGUGAGGCCAGCUUGAAGUGGCUCGACGUCGAUUGCAUCGACCUCUACUACCAACACCGUGUUGACACUCGGGUCCCCAUUGAAGUCACUAUUGGGGAGCUAAAGAAACUCGUUGAAGAGGGUAAAAUCAAGUACAUCGGGUUAUCUGAGGCCUCAGCGUCCACAAUCAGAAGAGCACAUGCUGUUCAUCCCAUCACAGCAGUGCAAUUGGAGUGGUCGCUGUGGACAAGAGAUGUGGAGGCAGAGAUCGUUCCCACAUGCAGGGAGCUUGGCAUUGGAAUUGUUGCCUAUAGUCCUUUAGGACGAGGAUUCUUUUCAGUUGGUUCCAAGUUAGCGGAGAGUUUCUCUGAAAAUGACUUCAGACGGUGUUCCUGCAUUUACUCACCACAACAAAAUGGAGUGGUUGAAAGAAAGCAUCGCCAUCUACUGGAAGUGGCUCGUGCCUUGAAAUUUCAAGCAUCAAUUCCAGAAAGAUAUUGGGGUGACUGUGUCACCAUAGCAGCUUAUCUUAUUAAUAGAAUGCCUACUCGGAUUCUUAAUGGACAGAUGCCAUUCGAGCUGUUAUUUGGGAAGAAACCGGACUUGAAUCAUCUCAAGAUCUUCGGAUGUCUCUGCUAUGCUGCAAUCAUGGGGCCUCGAGAUAAAAUGAGCCCAUGUGCGCGGCGAUGCGUCUUUAUGGGAUAUCCCAAUCUCCAGAAGGGGUAUCGGGUGCUUGAGAUUUCCACAGGAGAAUUCAUAGUAAGUCGUGAUGUCAUUUUCCAUGAAACUACUUUUCCAUUUUAUGAAGGGGAAUCUUCACAUGGAGAUCCAAAGAUAACUUCCAGCCAUCAUAAUUUUCUCAAUGAUGAAGCACCAUACCGGGAUCUUUCCUAUGUACCAAUAGUACAGCCGAGGAAUCCUAUUCUUCCUACAGUCCCAGUUCUACAAGAUUCUAAUGGAAAUUCGAAUUCUUCAGAACAUAUUCAGGGAGAUAUCUUGGAGGAACCCAUUGCUGAUGCAGAAGUUGAUGACACUACAACAACUUCAUUACCAGCAACAUCACAGCCCACCACCGAAGCUGGACAUCCUAGGAGGUCUGAACGAGCUACAAGACCACCAAUCUGGACGAAAGAUUAUGUCUGUACUACUCACAACUCUCCAAGUAUUCAGUAUCCAGUCUCUUCAUAUGUUUCCUUUGAUAGAUUGUCUCAAGAACAUAGAUGUUGUAUUAGUCGAUUGUUUGAAGAGAAAGAACCGUCCAGUUAUAAAGAAGCCUCCAAUAACCCAAAAUGGCAAGAGACCAUGAAGGCAGAAUUGAAGGCCCUUACUGAUAAUCAUACAUGGGAUCUUGUUCCAUUACCAGCUCAUCGUAAACCAACUGGAUGCAAAUGGGUUUACAAAAUCAAGUAUCGGGCUGAUGGCUCCAUUGAACGGUACAAGGCAAGAUUGGUAGCUAAGGGGUUCACCCAAAGAGAAGGUUUUGACUACCACGAGACGUUCUCACCAGUUGCCAAAGAUGUUACAGUCCGUUCAUUCUUAGCUGUUGCUGCCAUCAAUGACUGGCACCUACACCAGAUGGAUGUCCAUAAUGCUUUUCUCCAUGGCAAUCUAGAUGAAGAGAUCUACAUGAAUAUUCCUCAAGGCAUACAGAGACAGGGGGAUAAUAAGGUGUGUCGUCUCCGUAAAUCCCUUUAUGGAUUAAAACAGGCAUCCAGACAAUGGUAUGCUAAAUUUGCCAGUGCUCUUACAACAGCAGGCUUCAAGCAAUCCAAGCAUGAUUAUGCUUUGUUCUAAAAAACUAAAGGUAUGUCAUCUAUCUAUUUGAUGAUUUAUGUCGAUGACAUACUUGUUAUGGGAAAUGAUAGAGCCUCUAUAGAGAAUUUCAAGGAAUAUUUUCAUGCUACCUUCCAUAUUAAAGACUUAGGAGCACCAAAAUAUUUCAUUGGAAUCGAAGUUGCUCGAUCUGACAAGGGAAUUUCCCUUAGUCAGCGGAAGUUCAUUCUAGAAAUCAUAUCAGAAGUAGGUCUAUCAGGAUGCAAGCUAGCUGUAAUUCCUAUAGAGCAAAACACUAAGUUGACCAUCGCAGACUAUGAUAAGGGAAUAUUUCGAAAUGAUGAUUCCUUACUCAGUGAUCCGUCAGGCUAUCAAAGACUUGUUGGGAAACUUAUAUACCUGACAAUGACUAGACCUGAUAUCUCAUAUGCGGUUCAGACACUUAGCCAGUUUAUGCAUCAACCAAAGCGUUCUCAUUUGGAUGCAGCCUUAAAGGUCGUUAAAUAUCUCAAGAAAUGUCCGGGGCUAGGGAUACUUCUCUCUAAGGAAUGUGACAUGAGGAUGACAGCAUAUUGUGAUGCAGACUAUGCAACAUGUCCGAUUAGUCGAAGAUCUGUUACUGGAUAUUGCAUUAAAUUGGGAGGAUCUCUUCUAUCUUGGAAAACCAAGAAACAAGCUACUGUGUCUCUGUCCUCAGCCGAAGCAGAAUAUCGAGCUGUGGCCAAGGCCACUUGUCAAGUAGUUUGGAUGCGAGGAUUACUCAAGGAUCUUGGAGUAGAAGUGCAAGGACCCACAAGGUUAUAUUGUGAUAAUGAUACAGCUCUUAAACUUGCAACUAAUCCUAUAGUACAUGAAAGAACCAAGCAUAUAGAAGUGGAUUGUCACUUCACACGGGAAAAGAUCCAGGAAGGAGUAAUUGAGACGAGGAAUUUGGACAACGGAGCAACCAGUAGACUUGUUCACCAAGCCCCUAUGUCAGAGGCAACAUGCAUAUCUAUUAAAAAAGCUAGGCGUCUUGGACAUCUACAAGCCACCAGCUUGAGGGGGAGUGUUGGAAGAUAUGUGGAUUGCCUGAUUUGAUUUGAUCUUAAUUGAUCAUGAUUAAUCACGAUCUUCAUGUAUAUGUAAAUUAAAAAUUAGAUCUAGAUCUAGAUUGAUAGUCCAGAUCAUCUACUUCCUUAUUCAAGAUAGAGCUUGUAUUAUAUCUCUGCA